CUUACCACCUGUUUCAACAACUCAUUCACAAAAUGGCCCCCAAGAAGGACGAGAAGCCCGCGACUCAGGAGGCUGCCGCUGAGGCCCCUGCUAAGGCCGAGGCCAAGCCCAAGGCCGAGAAGGCCGCCAAGAAGGCCAAGAAGGAGCCCUCCAAGAAGGCUGCCAAGGAGCCCAAGGGCGACGGCGAGAAGAAGGACAAGAAGAAGAAGAAGAGCGCCGUGGAGACCUACAAGCUGUACAUCUACAAGGUGCUCAAGCAGGUGCACCCCGACACUGGCAUCAGCAGCAAGGCCAUGUCCAUCAUGAACAGCUUCAUCAACGACAUCUUCGAGAAGGUGGCCACCGAGGCCUCCAAGCUGAGCCGCUACAACAAGAAGCCCACCGUCACCUCCCGCGAGAUCCAGACCGCCGUGCGCCUGGUGCUGCCCGGCGAGCUGGCCAAGCACGCGGUGUCGGAGGGCACCAAGGCCGUGACCAAGUUCACCUCGGGCUAAACGCCUAAGCCUGCAUGCGCGCUGGCUUUCCUCCUAUCUCCAAACUCGGUGUUUCUCAACACCACCACUUCACGGGGGGGGGGGGGGCGGUGCAGGGGGGGACAGUCGGGGGGCACUGGGCUAGGAGGGGGCCUGAAACGCACAAGGAGAUCCAAACGUGAACACGCCCCCUUGACAGCAUCGUGUCUGCUUGGGAACCUUGCAGGCCUUGGCCGGCAUUUUCACUGGAGAUGUGAGGUUGGCACUCCCUUGCAAUGAUUGAGUAGGCACCUGCCGCUGCUUCAGUGCACUGUUGUAGACGGUGUGCUGGUGGAGGAUACUGUAUGCCUUCCCUAGGGAGUCCUGCGGGACUUCACCAACUUGCCUUGACACUGUCCCAUCGCCUUCCCUAGGGAGGAUGCCGGCGCACCAGAGCGGCAUCAGUUGGGCCUACUACGUCACGCGGGCUUUCUGGCUGGGCGCAGCCUGCUACCCAACUGCAAGUGCGCAUACGUUGGAUGUGGCAAUGGUGCUGCAACGUUAAUGCCUAAACGCAAGUGCUGCGUGUGAGCAUGGGCGUGGGUAGUCCAAUGUGACAGGGCAUGUUUGCAGUUACCGUUAGCACCAUACGCUGCAGCCCAUUGUCGGGUGGUGGACGCCAGUAAUGCCAGCAACUAGUGAAAGCACUGAGCCUGACCAGCAGAUGCCUGCACCGGCUGCAUACCAUAGUACCAAUAUGCCGGCAUCGCACACACCGACAAGCACACUGACAAGCAGGGCUACCCGUGCCACGAAAUGAUGGCAGCGGCAGGGGCAGGGUGUAACGAGCAUCGUUACCUUCAGUACGAUGGGGUCAGUACACCUUGCACCCCGUAAAAUGGUUCUUGGGUUUGACACGGUCCCGAUGUCCGUACCGUACUCUGGUCCUCAUAUUUACGUUGUUACGAAUCACCGGGAUAUCUUUAUCCC
Molecule: messenger RNA, 1442 nt
Organism: Chlamydomonas reinhardtii
Lineage: Eukaryota; Viridiplantae; Chlorophyta; Chlorophyceae; Chlamydomonadales; Chlamydomonadaceae
Exons: 1
Coding region: 33-494 (153 amino acids)
Biological process (GO): nucleosome assembly
Cellular component (GO): nucleosome
Molecular function (GO): structural constituent of chromatin; protein heterodimerization activity; DNA binding
Source: RefSeq, a predicted model, not a curated record